Messenger RNA from Phymastichus coffea, 12240 nucleotides. RefSeq names its product dynein axonemal heavy chain 6 (gene Dhc16F). Lineage: Eukaryota; Metazoa; Arthropoda; Insecta; Hymenoptera; Eulophidae. Bases 1 to 12240 code for a protein of 4079 amino acids. The record is from RefSeq and is a predicted model, not a curated record. Gene Ontology annotation, biological process: microtubule-based movement. Gene Ontology annotation, cellular component: dynein complex. The transcript has 59 exons. Gene Ontology annotation, molecular function: minus-end-directed microtubule motor activity; ATP binding; dynein light intermediate chain binding.
AUGGAAGAGUUCGAGCUGAGCGACGGCUCCGAGUUCGCCGGUGAUCCCGGUGUGCGCAAGCGCGGCACGCGAGUCUACCGGGAUGAAAGCUCGCGCGUGCUUGCGAGGGGGCUGCGCUGCGAGGCCCCCAAAAAAUACGCGAGUAUCAAAAGAAAAGACGAGAUUGAUUUCUACGUUCCUCACAAGAAACUAUUACGAGAAAUCGAGGAAAAGAGAGACAUUCCAGAGCCCAUAACAGGAUUUUUGGAUAAACAAGAAGAGAUAAGGAGGAAGGUUUUUAAACCUUAUAUUCCAGUACCGGAAGUGCAAGAUCCACCUUACGAGCCCCCUAUAAAAAGCCAGUUCAUAAAGCAGAGGCCAAUAAAAAUUGUGGUACAACCGAAAGGCAAAGUGUUAGAAAUGGAUUCGGCAAAAAGUGUCGUCAGUAAAUCGAAGCCGCCGGUAUUUGCCGAUCAACUGGAAUUAAUAAGAGAGUUGCGUAAUAACCCUGGAAUCGGAUUUUAUUACAUGAUUUACGCUGUCGAUCGAUCCUCGGAAUAUUUCAAUCCUUACGCGCUCAAAGUCGUACCUUACAAAGAAGUCGACAAAGUCUACAUGACGAUCGGAGCUAAUGGGGUCACGCAAUACACGCCCAGCGACAUGACCUUCACGCCUAUCCAACUAUGGGAGCGAGAAUACAGAUCUUAUUUAUUGCUGACCAAAAUCAGAACCUUCGAGAUUUUUCGAAAGUGGAAGGCUUUCAACGUAUGGAGAAAAACCAUCAAGUAUAACAAGAUAAUGCAAGCUAGGAACUAUUUGGAAAAGAAUCUUUUUUUCUGCGAUGACAUCUUACGCAAAGCUUUAUUGGAGAUCAGAGGGAUGUGUAGUAUUUUUUUAAAUUCAUCAUUUGUAGAUACAGCGGUCGUUCGGCAACUUCCGCUGUUUUAUUUUGUUGAAAUGCAAUUUGCUAAGCUGGAGAGAAUAAAAGAUAAAUUGAAUGAAUUUAGAAGGCUUUCCUUGAAUAUAUUGAACAACACUUGCUUGAGAGCUUUGCUGGAUGCCGGCUUCACACCGGACGAUUCGAACAUAACUUUUGAACAAACGGCACUGGGGAAAGCGGGUGGCAAAGCUAGGAUGCCAAGAGAUGGUGUGCUUAAAAUGAGUUACAUCGAACAGGCAAGAAAAAGGGAAAAAUGUUUCAAAUUAGCCAGUUUUAUACAUGUUGCGGAUUAUUACCAACUUACUAUGAUGCAAAACUUUAUGCGAAAUACUUAUAUGGAAUUGCUCCAAGUUUUGAAAGCUCACACCGAUUUUCUGCCAUUUCCCGAAGAGUUCGAAAAUUUGGCUGUUGAUUAUUUUCUAAAAUGCAACGGACCGUCGCAAAGCGAAAACGAGUAUCCGUACUUCAUAGUCGAUUUAUUAAUAAAUCCGGAACUUGGCAUUGUGUUGGAUCCGUCGGAAAGUAUAUUCUGGCAUGUGUUGACAACGUUACAGUCGAUGUGGGAAGAUACGCUGAAAAAUAUUAAUCCUUUAUUGUCCGAUGAAAUCUUUCAUCCUUUUACGAGGCCUUUGAUAAACAAUAAAAUUGAAAAGCCAACGUGCGGCGAUCCACCGAACAUCUUAACAGUCAUCAAUGAAGAUCCAACACUCGUAAACUACAAAGCGAAGUUUAAGGAAACCUUCGAAAAAAAUUUCCAUGCUGUUAAAAACUACAACAGGCGGUUUUCGGACAUUCGCAACUUUUAUACAGAAGAUAUGGAGUUCAAUGAGAAUCUGAUACUCGAGAAUGAAAAGUGCGAUAUAUUUCGCAAAUGGUGUGAGCGUUAUCGAACCGAAGAAGAGGAAAUUAACAGCGCAGUUGACGUUCAACCACUUGGGAUCUUCAACGUUCAGCUCAAAAGAUUCAAACUCUCAGCGUUACCUGCUCCGAACCAGAAACAAAAAGUUCUUGCAGAAAUCAUGCCAAGUUUGGGGAAAUUGAGAGUUGACGAACUAUUGCAAGAAGCGACAGAAGCCAUUGAAUUUUUGAACUCCGAACCUGUAUCUACCGAAGAUUACGCCGAUUACAUCAAAUUUGUCGAUCAAGCCUUGAAAAAAGUCGACAGAAUGGAAGUCAAGUUAGAUUACGUGAAAGAGCUUUACGAUAUCAUGGAAGAAUAUCAGUUUCCUGUACCAGCCGAAGAUAUGGCCAACUAUCUGGGAAUCAGUGUGUAUUUUACGUCCAUGAGACUGGCAGUUGAGAGGCAAUUAGAAAACAGAACGAAACUUAUUACCAAGUUUAAUACUCAGAUUCACAAAGACAUUAACCUUCUCAUCGAUAGAAUCCAACUGCUCAACGACGAAGUCACGCAAUCAUGGCUUCUCGAUGCGGAAAGUAACGCAUACGUGUGUCUCGAAACCCUUAACGAACUGAACGAUCGAUUGACUGAAUGUGCGAACCUGGCAAACGACUACCGUUCGCAUCAGAAAGCUUUCAAAAUCGAGAUGACAAGAUUCGAAAUUCUCGAGCAAGUGCAGAACGAAGUGAAGCUACGUAUACUUCUCUGGCAGAGUUUAGCUACCUGGGACGAGACCAUAGCCGAAUGGUACGAGGCAGAUUUUGAAACACUUAACGUCGAGGACAUGAAUGCUUUUGUCAUGAAGAAUUUGAAGAAUAUAAUGCAGCUGGAGAAAGGCUUGCCUGAGAAUAAUAUACUUCCUGAUCUCAAAGAAAAGGUCGAAACGAUGAAGGACAAGAUGCCUAUAAUCGGCUACCUUCGCAAUCCGAAUCUUCGUCCUCGCCACUGGGCGAAAAUCGAGUUGCUGUUAGAUUACAAAUUCCGUCCCGAUGAGCCGAUAAAUCUCCAACUUCUCGAGAAUUUGCAUUCAUUUGCUUAUGCCAACGAAUUAAUGGAAAUUUCGGGUGCAGCGAGUUCGGAAGCUGGACUCGAAAUGAUGUUGAAUAAAGUCGAGGGAUCCUGGAAGGCAUUAGAUUUCAUUGUACAGAAACAUAAGGAUUCGAAGGAUGUGUUCGUGCUUGGAUCUCUAGAAGAGGUGCAAGCUACUUUGGAUGACAGUAAUAUUAAUAUACAGACGAUUGCAGCUUCGAGGCAUGUGGCGCCGAUUAAGCCGCGAGUCGACGAUUGGGUGAAGAGGUUGGAUUUAUUCUCCAAAACUUUGGAAUCGUGGCAGUAUUGUCAGCAACAAUGGAUGUAUCUGGAGGCUAUAUUCUCCGCGCCGGAUAUUCAGAGGCAAUUACCCAUCGAGUCUAAGCUGUUUAUUAUUGUAGAUAAGUCAUGGAAGGAAAUCAUGAGAAAGACCGCUAAGAUGCCAUUGGCCUUAGAAAAUUGCAUGCAACCAGGACUAUACGAGCAGUUGUUAGAAAAUAAUCGUAAUCUCGAUCAAAUACUCAAGUGCCUCGAAGCCUACCUCGAAACCAAACGAAUCGCCUUUCCACGCUUCUUCUUCCUCUCUAACGACGAGCUUCUUGAGAUCCUCGCUCAAACGAGAAAUCCACUCGCAGUGCAGCGUCAUCUACAAAAGUGUUUCGACGCGAUUCAUCGACUCGAAUUCGCUGCAUCGGGCGAAGGCCAAAAGCCAUCCAACGACAUCGUGGCAAUGAUCUCGCCUGAAGGCGAACGCGUUGAAUUGGGAAAAGGACUGAAAGCGCGGGGCAAUGUCGAAGACUGGCUGAGCAAAGUUGAAUCAGCGAUGUUUUCGAGCUUGAAAAAGCGUAUGAGGGAGGCAAUCGGCGAUUUCGAGAAGAACGGGAGACAACCUGUGCUCUGGAACUUUCCUUCGCAGAUAGUUUUGACGGUGUCCCAAAUAUUCUGGGCAACGGAUGUGCACGUGAAUUUGGAAUCUGACAAUGCGAUUGCGAAUAUGCAAGCUUUCGAGAGACAAUGUUUCGAGAAUUUGAAUGAAUUGGCAGCGAUGGUACGUGGAGAGCUACCGAAACUUGUGCGUGACGUCAUUAUAAAUUUAAUAACAGUCGACGUACACGCGCGAGACACAAUAUCGAUCCUCGUCGAAAAUAAAGUGUCGUCCAGUGCAAGCUUUGACUGGACGAAAGCCUUGCGUUAUUAUUGGGACACCGAGGUCGACAAUUGCCUCGCUCGGAUGAGUAACGCCGAGUACACGUACGGGUACGAGUAUCUCGGUGCUCAACGACGACUCGUCAUCACUCCGCUCACCGAUAAGUGUUAUCUUUGCUUGAUGGGUGCUCUACAGUUGGAUUUAGGCGGAGCUCCAGCCGGACCGGCUGGUACCGGCAAAACGGAGACGACCAAAGAUCUGGCCAAAGCCUUGGCUAUUCAGUGCGUGGUGUUCAAUUGUUCCGAAGGGCUCGACUAUAAAAUGAUGGGUCGGUUUUUCUCGGGACUGGCAACGUCAGGCGCGUGGUGUUGCUUCGACGAAUUCAAUCGCAUCGACAUCGAAGUGCUGUCGGUGAUCGCUCAGCAGCUGAUCACUAUAAGGAACGCCAAGGUCGCGCGAGCCAAAGAGUUUAUGUUUGAGGGGCGGAAGAUCAAGCUGGUGAUGACUUGUGCUGCUUUUAUCACGAUGAAUCCCGGCUACGCGGGCCGCACCGAAUUGCCGGACAAUUUGAAAUCGCUAUUCAGACCGGUUUCUAUGAUGGUCCCCGAUUACAAACUUAUAGCCGAGGUGACGCUGUACUCGGAAGGCUUCGAAUCGUCCAAGCCGCUGUCGAAAAAAAUGACGCUACUGUACACGCUGUGCAGCGAACAAUUGUCGCAACAGGAUCAUUACGAUUUCGGCAUGAGGGCGGUGAAGAGCGUGCUGGUAAUGGCGGGCAGCUUGAAACGCGACAAUCCCGACAAAAAGGAGGACGUGGUGCUCAUAAGGGCGCUGCGAGACAGCAAUCUACCGAAAUUCUUGGCCGAUGACGCCGAGCUGUUUCAAGGUAUACUCGGCGAUCUCUUUCCCGGCGUCGACAUUUCCGAGGAAGAUUACGGCGUGCUUCAGCAGACUGCUGUCACGAUAAUGCAAGAAGCCGGAUUGCAACCGGAAGAUUGCUCGAUAAAAAAAGUCAUUCAGCUGCACGAGACGAUGCGCGUUAGGCACGGCGUGAUGACGGUCGGACCAACUGGAUCUGGAAAAUCCACCGUCUUACGCACACUGCGUGACACUUAUACUCGCCUGCACGAGUUGGGAAUUCCCAGUCCCUAUUACCAAAAAGUUCACAUGGACGUGCUGAACCCGAAAGCCGUGACGAUUGGCGAACUCUACGGCGAAGUCAAUCCGGCUUCGAACGAGUGGCACGAUGGAUUGCUCGGCGUCAUUAUACGACGCGCUUGCGCUUCAACGACGGAGGAUCACUACUGGGUAGUGUGCGACGGUCCAGUCGACGCCGUGUGGAUCGAGAACAUGAAUACCGUGCUAGACGACAAUAAGAUGCUGUGCUUGGCUAACUCCGAGCGUAUCAAGUUCACACCUUAUGUACACAUGGUCUUUGAGGUCGCUGACCUUGCCCAAGCAUCGCCUGCCACUGUCUCGCGAUGCGGUAUGGUUUAUUUAGACCCGAGCGAGCUCAGAUGGUUACCGCGCGUCAAAACUUGGAUAGCCAGCAUCUCCGAAAAGUUGCCACGCAAAGAAAUACCGGCUCUGCUGUCAGAGCUGUUCGAGAGUUACGUCGACGAUGGCUUGGUGUUCUUUCGAAAGAAUUGCGACUACGCUAUAGCCCAAGUUGACAUCAGCAAAGCGGAUAUGUUGUGCGCGCUGUUGGAAAGUAUCCUGCUCGAGCCGGGCGCGAUGGAGAGGUCAAUCGAAUCGUCAAAAGCGAGGACAUUCGUCACGCAAGCUUUCGUGUUUGCAUACCUAUGGGCGAUUGGCGGCAAUGCCGUAGACAGCUCGCGCGAGACUUUCGAGCUUUUCGUACGAGAUCAAAUGGACAACAAUCCAGACGCUCGCCUACCGCCGUCCGGAGAGUUGUGGGGACUCUUCAUUAAUACACCAGAAAGACGAAUGGAUGUGUGGACGAAACUCAUGCCUGCUUUCGCUUACGAUCCCGAGCAGCCUUUCUUCGAAAUACUCGUGCCGACUGUCGACACUGUUCGCUUUGGAUACGUUAUGCAGAAGCUUAUCCAAGUGAACAAGCCGGUUUUGCUCACUGGUGGCACUGGUGUUGGAAAAUCAGUGAUAGCAAAAAUGGUGCUGAACACCUUAGAGUCGCUAAACACCUGGCUACCCAUAGUGUUAAACUUCUCGGCCCAAACGAGUAGCGGUCGCACACAGGAAAUUCUCGAGUUGAAGCUCGAGAAGAAAAAGAAGACUAUACUCGGUGCACCUGUCGGUAAACGCGUCUGCGUCUUCGUCGACGACGUAAACAUGCCGAAAUUAGAUACUUACGGCUCGCAGCCGCCGAUCGAAUUGCUCAGACAAAUAUUGGAUUGUGGUGGAGUGUUCGACAAGGAUAAACUUUUUUGGAAAAGGAUAGUCGACGUUGUUAUGACGACAGCUUGCGCACCACCAGGAGGUGGGAGAAACCCCUUGACAACCAGAUUCGUCAGACACUUCGGGAUGCUCGUUAUUCCAUCUCCUACUGAAGACUCAUUAAAGGCGAUAUUCAGAACCAUCAUGCGAGGAUUCCUCAAAGACUUUACACAGCCAAUAAUUGACAUCGGCGACCGAAUAGUCACCGCUUCCGUAGAAGUAUACAACAAAAUAGCCGAGGACUUGCUGCCAACGCCUGAGAAGAGUCACUACAUAUUCAAUCUUCGCGAUCUGUCAAAAUGUAUUCAAGGUAUCUUGCAAGCUGACUCAUCCAUUGUGAGAGAGGCUAAACAAAUGCUACGAUUGUUCUACCAUGAGUGUCUGCGAGUCUUCCACGAUCGUUUGAUAAAUGACGAGGACAAAACAUACUUCUACCAUUUACUUAGUGGUAUAUGUUCGCAACAGUUCGGCGACGAAGUGAUACCAUUCAAAAGCGAAGACGAUACGCCGGCUGAUACACCUUUACUACUGUUCGGUGAUUUCAUGGUAUUUGGCGUUAAAAGAGGCGAGAGACUGUACGAAGAGAUUGUCGAUUUAGACAAGACGAGGCUCGUACUGCAAGAUUAUUUGGAUGACUAUUCGCUAGCGACAUCCAAAGAGAUGAAUUUGAUAUUCUUCAUGGAUGCGAUCGAACAUUUGUGUAGAUUAGCCAGAAUAUUGAGGUCGGAAAGGGGCAACGGACUGCUGGUUGGCGUUGGUGGAAUGGGCAAACAGAGCCUAACGAAACUCGCUUCGCACAUGAAUGGUUAUCGGUGCAAUCAGAUAGAAGUGAGCCGAGGUUACGAUAGAAGCUCGUGGUACGAUGACUUGCGUAGAUUUUACGUGAAACCUGGCGCUCUUGCAGAACCAGCGACGUUCUUAUUUACCGAUACGCAGAUUGUGCUUGAAGAGUUCCUUGAAGAUAUUAAUAACACGCUGAAUUCCGGUGAAGUGCCGAAUUUAUUCGAAGCGGAAGAAUUAGAAAGAGCUAUAAUUGCAACUCGGCCAGCGGCCAAAGAAGCCGGAAUCAGCGAAUCAAAUCGAGAUGCUAUUUAUCAAUUCUUCAUCGGUCGCGUGAGAAAUCACUUACACUUGAUGCUUUGUAUGAGUCCCGUCGGAGAUGCAUUCAGGCGACGCUGUCGAAUGUUUCCAUCGCUGGUCAACUGUUGCACGAUCGAUUGGUUUUCAAAGUGGCCCAACGAAGCUCUACUUUCGGUGGCUGUCAAGUCGAUUGGCUUUGUAAUCGUUGACAACGAGGAUAAGGUUCAAGCUCUCGCUUCGAUUUGUGUGCUCAUGCACGAGAGUGUGGAAGAAAUGACGGUGAAGUUCUUCGAAGAGAUGCAAAGAAGAUAUUACACGACUCCAAGUAGCUAUUUAGAUUUACUGAAGAUUUAUCUGAAUACUUUGGACAAAAAAAGCACUAAAAUAAAUACGAUGAAAGGUCGAAUUGGAAACGGAUUGAAUAAAUUGAAAGAAACAAAUGAAAUGGUGGCGAUGAUGAAAAUAGAACUAAUUGCUCUGGGACCUCAGUUGAAAAUCAACUCCGAGGAAGUGGCAAAACUGAUGAAAGUGGUCGCAGUGCAACAGAUAGAAUGCGACAAAGUCCGAACUGUCGUCGCGGCUGACGAAGCAACGGCGAAAGCAAAAGCAGAUAAAAUUGCAGCUCUAGAAGCAGAAGCUCGUAAGGAUCUCGAAGCAGCUUUACCAGCGUUGGAAGAAGCUCAGAACGCGUUGGCUGCGCUGAACAAGAACGACAUCAACGAGAUAAAAGUCUUCAACAAGCCACCGGCACUCGUUCGUUUCGUCAUGGAAGCUGUUUGCUUGCUGCUCGGUCAAAAGACUGACUGGCCAACGGCAAAGCUAGUGCUCAGCGACGUGCGCUUUCUCGAUCGUCUGAUGGCAUACGACAAAGACAAUAUAAGCGACAAGUUGUUGAAAAAACUACAAGACUAUGUGAUGGACAAAGACUUCCAACCUGACAUUGUAGCUAAACAAAGCAAAGUGUGCAAGUCAAUUUGCAUUUGGGUGAGAGCUGUCGACGGUUAUGCCAAGAUUUUUCGAAUUGUCGAGCCCAAACGACAGAGGUUGGCGGAAGCACAGAUCGAAUUACGUGGUGUCGAGGAAAUUUUAGAGCAGAAGCAACAGCAACUCGCCGCGGUCGAGAAACAAAGUAGAGACCUUCAAAACGCCUACGACACGGCUGUACGGCGUCUCGCCGAUUUGGAGUACAACAUGGCACUAAGCGAAGCUCGGCUGGGUAGAUCGGGUAGAUUAACUUCGGCUUUAGCAGACGAGGAGAUACGAUGGAUCGAAGAAAUGAAGGAAUUCGAAAAGGAAAUCGGCAACAUUGCCGGCGACACACUCGUAGCUGCUGGUGGCUUAGCUUAUCUCGGUGCUUUCACGAGCAUCUAUCGCGAGCAAUUGUUAUCAGCUUGGCUAUCGAGAUGUCAAGAACAAGGAAUAGACACGACGUCGAACUUUAGUUUGGAAACUGUACUUGCGGAUCCUUACGAAAUUCGUAUGUGGAACGCGUACGGAUUGCCAAGAGAUCAAGUUAGCACAGAGAACGCUAUUCUCGUGACACAAGCUGGUCGUUGGCCACUCAUGAUCGAUCCUCAAGAGCAAGCUAAUCGAUGGAUAAGAAAUAUGGAACAGUCGCAUCAGUUAAAGAUUUGCAAGAUGACCGAUUCGAAUUUUAUGAGGAUGAUGGAAGCUUGUAUAAGGACUGGGGCGCCGAUUUUACUGCAGGAAGUCGGCGAAACUUUGGAUCCUAGUCUCGAACCGAUUUUGUUGAAACAAACUUUUUUUCAAGCUGGAAGAACUCUUAUUCGACUUGGAGAUAACGAUGUUGAGUAUGACUCGAACUUCCGGCUGUACAUCACUACGAAAAUGGCUAAUCCACAUUAUCUGCCUGAGAUAUGCAUUAAAGUAACGAUCAUUAAUUUUACUGUCACGCCGAGUGGAUUAGAAGAUCAGCUACUAGCCGACGUCGUACGAUUAGAAAAACCAGAGCUCGAAAAGAUGCGAAAUCAGUUGAUCGCACAGAUCAAUGCCGACAAAACACAGUUGAAAAAUAUCGAAGACAAAAUUUUAAUGCUGCUCUUCUCCUCCGAAGGUAAUAUUCUUGACAACGAGGAACUUAUUGAGACUCUAAAUGAAAGUAAAGAAACAUCAGCCGUAAUCGCAACUCGGCUGGUCGAUUCGGAAGCGACAGAGCAGGAAAUUUCAGUGGCUCGCGAAAAGUACAGAAGUGCUGCGACUCGCGGGUCAGUUUUAUACUUUGUCGUGGCGAAUCUCGCAAUUAUCGAUCCUAUGUAUCAAUUCUCGUUGAAAUAUUUCAAUCAGAUUGUAAAUAACGUCAUCGAAACAAGUGAGAAAUCAAACGACCUUCAAACGCGCUUGCAAAUUCUCUACGACGAAAUAACUUUGGCCGUGUACACCAUCGUUUCCCGAGGGUUGUUUGAGAGACAUAAAAUUGUAUUCAGCUUUAUGAUGAAUAUUGCUAUAAUGCUGAAUGGCGGGGUUAUCAACUAUGCGCAAUGGAAUUUCUUGCUCCGAGGGCCUGAACAGUUAAAAACCUCAAAAAAACCAGAUUAUCCUACGUUAACUGAUCCAAUGUGGAAUGCUACCAAUUACUUAGCAGAAAAUUUCCAAAGCUUUGAAAAUAUCAUGGAUGAUAUGUUCAAAAUCAUCAAAGUGAAAAUCGAGUACUACGAAGAAGAGAUCAACAUUUUACCCAAUAACAACGCGAAAGCUCAACGUAAUUGGGAUCUCUUUUUGACGGAUAUUGAAAAACUUAUGCUGUUGAAAGCUUUAAAAGAAGAAAAAUUAAUCUUUGGCGUGACAUCGUUCGUCAAGAAAAAUCUUGGCCAACAAUUCGUAGAAUCCCCAAUCAUCACCUUGCAAGUUCUUUAUCCAGACACGUCAAAAGUAAUUCCAUUAGUAUUCGUUCUAAGCACUGGUUCCGAUCCCUUCAGCGCCUUUUUGAAAUUCGCUCACGAAAUGGGCUUCACCAAAAGAUAUGAAUCCAUAUCUCUCGGUCAAGGCCAAGGACCUAUCGCCGAAAGCCUCAUCCGACAAGGCAUCGAACGCGGUGACUGGGUGUUCUUACAAAAUUGUCAUUUAGCUACAUCGUGGAUGCUGUCACUCGAGAAUCUUGUUAUCGAAAUUUCUGAGGACGCUGAUCUGGUACACGAUGAUUAUCGACUGUUCUUGAGUUCAAUGCCUAGUGCUGCGUUUCCCGUGUCGGUGCUGCAGAAUUCGGUGAAGGUUACGAAUGAACCGCCUAAAGGAUUGAAAGCUAAUGUCAAGAGAGCUUUCUUUGAACUUGAAGAGAAUUUCUUUGAGAAUCAUGAAUUGGGAGAAAAAUGGCGACGUAUGAUUUUUGGCGUGUGCUUCUUCCACGCAAUCAUUCAAGAACGAAAAAAGUUUGGUCCCCUCGGUUGGAACAUCAUUUACGAGUUUAGCGACAAUGAUCGAGAAUGUUGUUUGCUGAAUUUACAAAUGUUCUGCGUUAACGAGAAGAUACCCUGGGAUGCUCUUAUUUACACGACAGGUGAAAUAACAUACGGUGGAAGAAUCACUGACAACUGGGAUUUGCGCUGCUUGAAAACGAUACUAGAAGGCUUUUUCUCGCCAAAAACAUUAGAUCUAACGUACGUUUACUCACCGUCUGGAACCUACUAUUGUCCGUCUUAUCUAUCUCUCGCCGAGUACCGUGAGUUUAUCGAUGGCUUUCCCAUAAUCGAAGAUCCAGAAAUAUUUGGCAUGCAUGAGAACGCAAAUAUUGCUUAUCAGCUUAAAGAAUCUAAAACUAUCAUGGGAACGAUAAUGGAAGUUCAACCGAAAGUGGGUGCUAGUAAGGAAGGGAAGUCAGAGUCGGAAAUCGCUUACGAAUUGGCUGAUAUGAUUAUGGAAAAGAUAGCGCUGAAAAUUGAUAUUGAUUCUUGCAAUAAGAAACAUCUCAAAAAAGACAGUGCUGAUCGACUACCUUCGCUCACAAUUGUUUUACUACACGAAGUAGAGAGGUACAACUUAUUAUUGAAAAAAAUUCAUCUGACCAUGGAAAAUCUGCAACGAGCUAUCAAAGGCUUCGUCGUUAUGUCUGAAGAGCUUGAAAACGUUUUUAGAUCGCUCGUCAAUAACCAAGUACCUCAAAUAUGGCAUGCAGUGAACGUUUAUCCAUCGUUAAAAUCUCUUGGAAGCUGGAUCAGAGACCUGGAACUUAGGAUUGAUUUUAUUAAAACAUGGUUAACUGAUCGGAAACCAAUUUCAUUCUGGUUGUCUGGAUUAUCUUUCCCACAAGGUUUCAUAACUGGCAUGCUGCAAACUCACGCGAGGAAAUAUAAUAUUCCGAUUGAUCAAUUGAAAUUAGAUUUCAACACCACCAAUGUCAUUCUCGACCAAGACGAUAUUGAAAUAGCGCAUAAGCAAGCUGGCAAAGAAGUGCCUAGUAUUUAUAAAAACCUCCAGGUACCUGAGGAUGGAUUGUUGAUUCAUGGGCUUUAUAUUGAUGCUGGCAAGUGGGAUCCCAAAUUCAAAAUCCUAAUUGAUGCAAGUAAAGGAGAAAUGAAUCCACCUUUGCCAGUUACACACGUUUUUCCUGUACUUAGUUUACCGGAAAACGAUACUAGAUACGUCAGUCCGCUUUACAAAACAAGCAUUCGAGCUGGCGUUUUAUCUACAACUGGACAUAGUACAAAUUUUGUCAUGCCUGUGCUGGUGCCUUCAGCUAAACCCCAGUCUUACUGGAUUCUUAAAGGAACAGCUCUUUUAAUACAAGUGACUAACUAA